Colletotrichum karsti is the source of this 954-nucleotide messenger RNA. Its product is annotated as enoyl-CoA hydratase/isomerase. The record is from RefSeq and is a predicted model, not a curated record. NCBI's taxonomy places the organism in Eukaryota, Fungi, Ascomycota, Sordariomycetes, Glomerellales, Glomerellaceae. The transcript has 2 exons. The coding region runs from base 1 to 954 and encodes 317 amino acids.
AUGAGCUCUACCUCGAUUCAACUUCCCGCCGCGUAUGCCUCUCUCAGCCAUGACAACAUUUCGAUCUCUCACGUGCCGGAAACCGCCCCGACGGCGACGAAGGUCGUCGUCGUGACUCUCAACCGACCGCAGAAGUACAACGCCAUGACGUUGGACAUGUUCACGACCCUAGAAUCAUUCUUCAACACCGUCAGCGAGGACGACAGGGUCCGGGCUGUCGUACUUACGGGCGAGGGGAAAGCGUUCUCAGCCGGCGCGGAUCUCGACGUUGGGUUCAUGGGCAUGGUGGCUCUCAAAGAGACUGAAGAUUCUAUGAACAGCUUCCGAGACUGGGGCGGACGGCUGGCGUUGGCGAUCUCGAAUUGCAAGAAGCCCACCAUCGUCGCGUUCAACGGGUCGGCGGUUGGGGUUGGUCUCACGAUGUCCCUUCCCGCCGCCAUCCGGGUGGCCUGGGAGGGCGCAAAGGUCGGUUUCCCGUUCGCUCGACGGGGGUUGGUUCUCGAAUCGUGCAGCGCCUUCUUCUUGCCCCGACUCAUCGGGCUUUCCAAGGCCUCCCAUCUCGCCACGACGGGAGACGUGUACCCCGUGUACGACCCGCUGGUGAGCGGCUUGUUCUCGAAACUAUUGCCCACGCCUCGAGAGACGGUUGAGUACGCGCUCAAGCUGGCGCAAGAUAUCGCCGAAAACACGUCACUGGUCAGCACGAAGAUGAUGCGUGACAUGAUGGUGUAUUGCCCUCCGACGCCGGAGGAUGCCCACAUCUUGGACUCGAGGAUCUUUGUGCAGAUGGCCGGCACGAAUGAUAACAUCGAAGGGGUGAAGAGCUUCCUGGAGAAGAGGAAGCCGGUGUUUACGGAUACGGUGACGCGAGAGAGCAUGCCGUUUUGGCCUUGGUGGGAUCCGACGACGAGUGAUCGGCAAAUCAACAGGUUCGAGAAGGGCUCCAAGCUGUGA